Rhipicephalus microplus (southern cattle tick) is the source of this 2112-nucleotide messenger RNA. RefSeq lists its product as uncharacterized. Gene Ontology annotation, molecular function: Toll binding; growth factor activity. Lineage: Eukaryota; Metazoa; Arthropoda; Arachnida; Ixodida; Ixodidae. Gene Ontology annotation, cellular component: extracellular region. The record is from RefSeq and is a predicted model, not a curated record. Gene Ontology annotation, biological process: innate immune response; central nervous system formation.
AUGCAAUCAGCCACUCUAAACUGGCUGGUCAACCAUCCGCUCAAAGAAAGCAAAGUUCUCGAGCAUUGCCCUGCACAGACCAUAGAUCAAGCCGCAACGCUGGUACGCAGUCGUGGUUGGCUGCCUCUUAUAGCCGCCCUCGCCCUUGCACUCGAGGCGGUCUUCGUGCAAGCUGGCAGUGGGGCGAGCGAUGCCUCCUCGGUCAGGUCUUCGGUUAGGUCUUCUACCGCAAGCAGCAGAGAGGGCCUUGAUGGAACGACGGGACACCCUCGGGGCUACUACGCUUUCCAAAAGGCCCGGAGACCACACGACCGGCCGCCGAGGGUCCGCAAGCCGCCCUACCAUCGGGCCAACGUGCACUGUCCCGAGCGAGUGGUGUACGGCCGCUUCUCGCCUCGGGACACCCUGUGCGGAGACCUCAACAAGGGCUUCAUCCCGCUCAACCCCAUGAGUCAGAGGCCUCGAGGGGAACCGUACCCGUUUGAAAUCAUCAAGAAGAAGACACUGGAGUUUCUGGCGGGCACGCUGCCUCUACUUCGCAAGGACCCUAACCUGCCCAAGGUGGCCAGGUUCGCCGGCAGGCCACCGCCAGGCUUCGUGGGCAAUCUCUUUGCAGUGCCACCUGGACACGUGUUCGACUACUACCAAAGGCGGCGAGGUCGCAGGUCACUGGCGGCUUUCAACUCCACCCGAAAGACUGAGAAUGCGUAUCAGUCACUUCAAGAGGUGGAACGCGAAUGGCGCGGUCAAAGGUCGAAUGAUUCGACCGUGCACGAUCUGGGGCGCACCUUCAACGCCACGUUCAGGCAACUGUGCCAGCACGGAAGCGGAACGCUGUGCACUCUUUACUCGGCCCUGUCGACAGCCAGGGUGUCGACGGCCGUGCUGCAGACGAUACUGCAGCUGCUUACUGCGCGUACUCCUGCCAUAGCGGACAAGGUGCAGGCGUCCGGCACGUCUUCAUCAUCUUCUUCUUCGUCGUCCGGUUCCGCCAAUUCCGGUUCGUCGUCGUCGUCUUCUGGCGGAAGCGGAACGCAGAGCAACUUGCUCAACAUGCUAACGUACGCGGCUGAAAUCAUCAACGCCAUAAGUCCGGACGCCGCCGGCACGACCCCUGCUCCGCCCAUAGUUAACAGGUCGCCGUUGACGCAAGUGCUCUCUGCUCUCACCGGAGCCACGGGCACGGUCGCGUCGGCCACCAGUCCCCUGGUGACCGUUCUCGACCUGAUGACCAGCGAGAGCUCGCCCAUAAAGCUGCUGGCUAACGUGUACAGUAGCACGCGCAAGAAGUCCAAGCCUAGCGACUCGGCGCAGCAGUCCAGCCUGGAGAACGACGUUGAGGGCCUGCCGCCCACGCCGUGUCCGUCGCUCGAGGAAUACGUCACGCCCACGUUCGCGCGCAACUACCAGGGCGUGUGGAAGUACGUGGUGCAGAUACCGCACGAAGGGUACCUCACCCAGACCGUGCAGCAGACGAAGUGCAUGUCAGGCAGGUGCGACUUCGUCGACGGCGGCCUCUGUCACGAGUCCCCUCGCUGGGUGAGCCUGCUGGUCGCCGAGAUCUUCUACCCUAAUGCCGUGUUCCCCACGACGUCUCCGCAGAGGCGCCGUGCCCCUCAUCCGGCUGCUCCCUUGCAGCCGCAGUCUCUUUACUAUCCUCAUCCACACCAGAUGAUUCAGCAGCCUCCGCCGCCUCCUCCCGUGGGCGACUUCCACGCCUUCCAACAGUACCUGCACCGUCGUGUGGGCGCCGAUCAGCAGCAACAGCAACAGCAAACGUUGUCGCCAGAGAAACAGCGAUCCCAGCAGGAACAGCGACCGCAGCAACAGCAGGGCAAGAGGCGUAGCGACGUCUCGCCGGCGGGUCCCAAGGCUGCGGCCAGGUCCAGGACAUCAGCGGCAACGUCUGCGUCCAAGGAAAAGUGCGAUGGCUACGAUCACGUCGGCUGUUACAUCGUGCGCAUGUACUACGACUGGUUCCUCGUCAAUGGUUCGUGCAAGUGCUGGAAGCCCAGCGCUAAGCACGUCUUCACGGCGGGACGUCGCCGGUGAGAAGGCGCGUACUGCUGCCCUGUGCAAGAACCUGUGCGCAGGUCGCUCGGGGAACAUUUC